Molecule: messenger RNA, 2014 nt
Organism: Megalops cyprinoides (Indo-Pacific tarpon)
Lineage: Eukaryota; Metazoa; Chordata; Actinopteri; Elopiformes; Megalopidae
Gene: pld3
Product: phospholipase D family, member 3
Exons: 12
Coding region: 312-1811 (499 amino acids)
Molecular function (GO): catalytic activity
Source: RefSeq, a predicted model, not a curated record
GACAAGUGACAAAAUCCACAGCCAGAUGACUGUUGUAUGGAGAAGAGUUGGAGUAAGAAAUCUUAUACGUUAUAAAGGAAAGCUAGCUGACGCCAGAUCCAUACAUUAAUUUUUUUCCCUCAUUUGAAGAAUGGACUUAAAGAGCCAAUUAUUAUAACUAUCGUUAGCUAGCUACCAUUCACCACUGUCAGACGAGAGCCGGCGGAGGGCGAGUUAGCUGCCAAGCUAGCUAUUCAGCUAAAUUGUGCUCAGAGCCACAUGACUCACUGCUGUCUUGACCUCUGAGGAAUAUACUGUCUUUGUCUGCAAGAAUGAACGCUGACGUUCCUUACGAAAAGCUGGUCUCCAUGAAGAUUUCGGAGGAGGAGAUGCAGUCUCACCACCGAGCACAGAAGUAUUACAGGUGUGUACCGCUGUCCAUCAGUCUGGCCACGCUCCUGCUGUCCGUCAGUCUGGCCACGCUCCUGCUGGCAGUCAUGCUCCUCCAGAGCCUGCAUGUCCCGCUGCUGAGCUCCCCUCUGGACCCUCCCUCCCCCAAGGGCCCCCUGCCCCACAGCAGUGCCUGCUCUGACCCCUGCAGGAUUGUCCUUGUGGAGAGCAUUCCAGAGGGACUCGAGUUCAACUCCAGCACAGCCAACCCGUCCAUCUACCACACGUGGCUCAACUUGAUGGAAGAGGCACAGAGCAGCCUGGACAUUGCCUCUUUUUACUGGACGCUCACCAACAAAGACACGGGCACCCAGGAGCCCACAGCCAAUCAGGGCGAGGACAUCCUGGAGAAGUUGUCCCGGCUGUCUGGGGAGCAGAGCGGGGUGUCCGUCCGCAUCGCCGUCAACACCCCCUCGGAGUCUCAGCCCCAGGAAGACCUCAACAUUUUAAGCAGAGCGGGUGCCGGCAUACGGAAGGUGAACAUGCGGGAGCUGACCACGGGCGUGCUGCACACCAAGUUCUGGGUGGUGGAUAAGAAGCACAUCUACAUCGGGAGCGCCAACAUGGACUGGCGGUCCCUGACCCAGGUGAAGGAGCUGGGGGCUGUAGUGUACAACUGCAGCUGUCUGGCCGAGGACCUGGGAAAGAUCUUUGAGGCCUACUGGUACCUGGGGGAGGCUGGAAAGAGCAUCCCGUCCCCUUGGCCUGCCAGUUACUCAACCCUCUACAACAAGGACACCCCCCUGGAGCUGCCCCUCAAUGGAACCCCUUCGAGUGCCUACCUAUCGAGCUCUCCCCCAGCCCUCUGUGCGGAUGGUAGGACCCAGGACCUGAAAGCCAUCCUGAGCGUGAUACAGGACGCCCAGCAGUUUGUCUACAUCGCUGUCAUGAACUACCUGCCCACCAUGGAAUUCUCACACCCCAAAAGGUACUGGGCGGACAUCGACACUCAGCUGCGCCGCGUGGCGUACGAGCGGCGCGUCCGCGUGCGUCUCCUCAUCAGCUGCUGGGGAAGCACCCAGCCGGCCAUGUUCCCCUUCCUGCGCUCCCUGGCAGCCAUCAAUGACGCCAAGAGCAAGCUGGACAUCCAAGUCAAACUGUUUGUUGUUCCAGCCAACCCACGUCAGAAACUGAUUCCCUUCGCGAGAGUCAACCAUAACAAGUACAUGGUCACAGACAAGGUUGCUUAUAUAGGAACCUCAAACUGGUCGGGUGACUACUUUGUGCACACGGCGGGUUCGGCGCUGGUGGUGAACCAGACUGCGGCCGAGUCGACAGAGGCGAGUGUCCAGGAGCAGCUGCAGGCCGUCUUCGAAAGGGACUGGGACUCGGACUACAGCACUCCACUCACCCAGAACACCAACCUCCACAACCUGUGUUAGACUCCACCUUCCUCCCCUCUGCGGUGUUGCUCUGAGGACACUAGGGGAGCCGUAGACACUGUUUGAAUGUCCCAGGCGGGCGCCUGUAUAGGUGACGCUGCAAGAAACCUGAAGGGUGCCUUUGACGGAGCUCCCGCAAUGCCACCUCCAGCCAGAGUGCCCGUAUAACGGUGCUAUCACGCGUCCACAGGGUGAUGGUGUCA